CCCCGGCCCAUCUUGUUCAUUUCGAUUUCGAUGUUUUUAUGUACACACGUAUUUUUAAUAAUUGGAUUAAACUAGACAAAGGAAAGAAUACUAGAUGUACACUUUACUGAUACUGACUUAUCUUCUUAAAGUGAUCUCGACAGCACCAUUCCAAGUUGAUACAAAACAUGAGAUAUUUAAGAAGAUAGAUAAAAGAGACGCAUCUUGUGAUUUACAGAGAUCCCCAUUAGGGGACACGUAUUUCCGAAAAACAACACCAUGGGGAGUUGAGUUUGAUUUGCCGUGUCCAACAGGAACAUUGUUUAAACUGGGAGAAUGUAGUUGUGAAAAGAAAAACUGUACCGUGAUGGAAAACGAUCCUACAUCAUACUCGGAAUACAUUGAUAGCAUUAAAGACUGGGUGACAGGUCAAUGUCCCCAAAAUAUGGUAUAUAGAACGGAUUAUUGCAUGUGUACACUACCAAAGGAUUACAUGACCCCGGGUCCAGCAACAUUACUGGUUACUGUUCAACCAGAAGAUUGUCCUUAUAGACAGAAAGGUCCGUCGUCAUACGAAGAGUAUUUCCCGUCCGUUGAUGAUUGGGUCACAAAUUACUGCCCACAUGGAACAAUGUAUAGUGCUAUGUUCUGUAAAUGUAUUUCACAAGAUACAUCGACACAUUUGCAGUCAAAUCAAAAUCCUACAGAAAAAACGUCACCGAUUAUUUACACUUUUCAACCUCCUACAACCUGUCCAUACACACAGGAUGGACCAUCAUCAUAUAAGGAAUACAUAGAUAGUCUUGGGAAUUGGCUGACUUAUGACUGUUCUUCUGGGAAGAUAUAUAGUCCUCUCUGGUGUACUUGUCUUAUAGAAGGUCAAACACCUGAUUACUCCGGUUACAUGACGACACCACCCCUUGUAGCAAAUUGUUUGCUACAACCUUCCGGUCUGACGUCAUACAAUGAAUAUGUGCCAUCAUUGGCUGCCUGGGUAACCAAUGAUUGUCCUGUAGGGAAAGUAUUCAGUAAACCACAUUGUGCCUGUGUAAACGAAAAUUUGGUGCAAAAACCAGAAAUAACAACUUUAGCAGUUGAUACAACAUACGUCACAAAUCCAGAUUGUGAUUUGCGACCGGUUGGAAAAAGCACCUACCAAAAAUAUGAGAAAGCGAUUGAUGCCUGGGUGACAGAGGACUGCCAUGUUGGUUUAGUUUUUAAUGUCAUGUUAUGCCACUGUGUUAAAGACGGAAUUGUUGUAACAGGACUACCCACCACUAGUACAAAAUCGUACACAGGAAUUACAAACUCAAAUUGUCCAUACGUUCCUGUGAACCAGAGAUCUUACAAGGAGUAUGUAGCUGAUAUAGGAGCAUGGGUAACAAAUGAUUGUCCAUCGGAUAUGGUGUUUAAUGUUGUCAUGUGCUCCUGUCAUCCUGAGGGGUCAGCUGAUAUCAUUGUUGUUCCAAUUACAACGGUCCCCCCAUUGAACAUCCCAACAGUUCCAAAUUGUCCUUAUAAGAAGUCUGAUGAUGGAUAUCUAGAAUAUAUACCGGAAAUAAAAAUUUGGCUCAAUAACGCAUGUCCUAUUGAUCACGGGUUCGUUGUGGAAUAUUGUACAUGUCUGUCUCAAAGUGAUAUCAGUAAAAUACCAGAAAAGCCAUCAACUACAACAGAUAAAUCUUCAACGACAUCAAAAGCAGUGCCUUCUUCUAUGACUUCACAAGUGACAAUACUGUCGUCAUUAGCUAAAUCUGAAUUACCAAGCACUCCGUCUUCAAUGACAAGUAAAGCUACUACGCCCAGAAAACUUACUUCUUCUACAACAGCCUCCCCCGAAACAACGACAGCAUCCUCUCCCAAGACAACGACGACAGCAACCACUCAAAAGACUAAAACGACAAUAAAUGUAUUGACAACUACGCUAUCUACAACGCAGUCUGUUAAGCCAACACCACCAACUACAUCACUAACAACAACAGAAAAAACAACAACAACGACUGAACCAUUACCCACAACAGUUCAAACAACAAAAAAGCCGACGCUUGCACCUACGACAACUACCGUCCCAUCAACAUCAGACAGCAUUACAACAACAGAGCCAUCUUUAACAACGACGUCAGAAAUCAUUAGUAAUUGUGACAAGACGAUGUCACGGCUUGGAGAGAGAUAUUACACGACAGUAGACUCAAGAUGGGGAGAACUUACCUUUAUGUGCCCAACGGGAAAGAUAUUUCAUCCUCCUAGCUGCGACUGCAUAUUCAAAUCUGAUAUCAAGACAACAAUUAAGAGUUUACCUACAAGGACGACAGCAUCAGUAACAACAACCAUAAGACUACCCAUAACAAAGUUAACAACCACAAAGCUGUUCAAAACUACACCAAUGACUUCUACAACAAAACAGUCAGAAUCGACAACAGUAAGCGUAAGACCAACAACUACUGAAACAGCAUGUCCAUUGGUCCCGUCAUCAUCAGGUCCAGAAUAUUUUAAGAUAUUUCUUGGAACGUUUGGAGCAAUUGAACUGACGUGCCCCUCUAAACAGAUAUUUGAUCCUGUCAAAUGUAGAUGCUAUAUAUAGACUUACAGUAUACUGUGGGUAUAAGAAAAUAUAGAUUUUGCAUUCAGCCAUAUGGCAUCAUAAAUUCAAGAUUCCUUCAACACUAUUAUCGAUGAUCAUCAGAAAUCCAUCACAUGUUACCGGAGUAUUCGAAUAAAUAAGUAAACAGAGUUUUACAUUGUAUUU
Mytilus trossulus (common blue mussel) is the source of this 2725-nucleotide messenger RNA. RefSeq names its product mucin-5AC-like. Lineage: Eukaryota; Metazoa; Mollusca; Bivalvia; Mytilida; Mytilidae. The transcript has 22 exons. The record is from RefSeq and is a predicted model, not a curated record. Bases 95 to 2560 code for a protein of 821 amino acids.